AUGUCCUCCGACCUCCCCUCCCUCCUCAAACGCACCCGAAUCACCGACCACGAGGAGAUUCUGCGCGCCGCCAACGCAGCCCUGAAGCAGAAGAAGAAUGAUUUGGAUGCCCAACAUGCGAAGGUAGUAGCCUUACUCAAACUCGAUCGGUUCGAGGACGCCGUACACGCUUUUGACACAGCAGAAGGGGGGGGUUUGAAGCAGAAAGCGAGGUUGGAAUAUGCAUACGCGCUUUACAAGACUGGGAAAGCCGAGGAGGCGGCGGGGGUAGCGAGGGAGGGUGGAGAGGAGAGAGGGUAUAGACAUGUUGAAGCACAGGCGGCGUAUCGGACUGAAGAUUUCCCGCGGGCAAAAGAAUUGUAUACCCAACUCGCAUCACCCGACGACAACGACAAUGACGACGACGACGAUGCGGAAGCGGAUCUCAGAAUUAAUACGGGAGCCGUGGACGCACAGCUAGAAUGGACGUACCGCGGUGAUCUCGUGACGAAGAAGAAACCUGAACGGGAGGAUCUGGAGGCGUUCGAAACGGCGUAUAAUGCCGCUUGCGCCAGUAUUGCGCAAGGGGAGUUGGCGCAGGGGGAGGUGCUGUUGAAGCGGGCGAAGGGGUUGUGUGAGGGGAUGGAGGAGUUGAGUGCUGAAGAGAAGAAGGGGGAGGUGGGGCCGAUUUUGGCGAUGUGGGGGUUUGUUUUGCUUAGAUUGGGGAGGGGGGAGGAGGCGAGGGGGGUGAUGGGGGAAAUUGAGGGUGGGGUUGGGGGAUUGGGGUUGGUAGGGAGGGUUAAUAGGAUGGUUGCUGAGGGUGGGGAGGGGAACCCGUUUCUGGCGUCGAGGGUGCUGGGACGGAAUCGUGAUGAUACUGUGAGGAGUGGUGAGGCGAAGCAGGAUCAGCCUUUCGAGUUCCAGGCGAAGGUGUUGAGGCAGAACCAGUACGCGCUAGAGCUUCAAAGCGCGAAGUUCGAGGGCUUGGUUCGGUCGACGAAGGUGGUGCUUGCAGGGCAGACGUCUUCGACGCUCGAUCCGGAGUAUAAUGUGCUUUCUGUAGUCAACGCGGCAGCGCAUGCGAAAGCACGGUCCGGGAAGGAGGCGCUCAAGUAUAUUCUGCCUGAGCUUGAGAAGCGACCGUAUGAUGUCGGACUGGUACUCACGAUCGCGCAAUUGUAUGUUUUGACUGGGAAUUCGAGUACGGCGAUUACGAUGCUGGAGAAGUUCUUGAGUCGACUGGAGCAGGCUGGAAGUGUGAAGGAAAUGGAUGUGAGGUUCGCGCCCGGUCUUGUUGGGGCGAUGGUGAGUUUGUACCAAAGUGCUGGGAGACGAGGACAUGCUCGUGCGGAGUUGGCGGAAGCUGCACAGUAUUGGCAGCGGAAGGGGAAGGAGAGCAGUGGGAAACUUCCAGGCGGAGUGGUGAAUCUGUUCAAGGCGGCUGGGAGCUCAUUGCUGGAGUCGGAAGAGAAGGAGCAUCAAGAAUUGGCAGCAGGCAUCUUCACAGAUCUGCAUCAGAGGGAUGAGAAGGAUCGAUAUGCCGCUGCUGGAUUACUAGCCGCUUCGCCACAGACGGCCACGAAUACACAGACGCAAUCGCUGCAGUCGAUCGACCGGCUCGUCGCCUCGAUAGACGUGGACGAACUAGAACACGCCGGGAUCGCCCAACCAACCACCACAACCAGCACAUCGCUCAAACGUCCCGCACCAGCAGAUAGCAAACCCAUCAAAGCGAAGAAACCCCGCAAAUCGCGCCUCCCAAAGGAUUACGAUCCCAACAAGCAGCCGGACCCCGAGCGUUGGCUUCCCCUGCGAGACAGGAGUACAUACAGGCCUAAGGGCAAGAAGGGGAAGGCGAGACGGGAGGCGUUGUCGCAGGGUGCUGUGAUGGCGCAGGGGAGUGGGAAUGAGGAUUCCAGGCCUGCUACCCCCGGGGCGGAGGUUUUGAAGGGGAAGAGUGUUGGUGGGGGUGGGGGUGGGAAGAAGAAGAAGGGAAAGAGGUGA
Messenger RNA from Recurvomyces mirabilis, 1983 nucleotides. It is a transcript of the gene srp72, whose product is annotated as Signal recognition particle subunit SRP72. NCBI's taxonomy places the organism in Eukaryota, Fungi, Ascomycota, Dothideomycetes, Mycosphaerellales, Teratosphaeriaceae. The transcript has a single exon. The record is from RefSeq and is a predicted model, not a curated record. Gene Ontology annotation, molecular function: ribosome binding; protein binding; 7S RNA binding. Bases 1 to 1983 code for a protein of 660 amino acids. Gene Ontology annotation, cellular component: signal recognition particle, endoplasmic reticulum targeting. Gene Ontology annotation, biological process: SRP-dependent cotranslational protein targeting to membrane.